Candidozyma auris is the source of this 549-nucleotide messenger RNA. Its product is annotated as serine/threonine protein kinase BUD32. The record is from RefSeq and is a predicted model, not a curated record. The coding region runs from base 1 to 549 and encodes 182 amino acids. The transcript has a single exon. Gene Ontology annotation, biological process: protein phosphorylation. NCBI's taxonomy places the organism in Eukaryota, Fungi, Ascomycota, Pichiomycetes, Serinales, Metschnikowiaceae. Gene Ontology annotation, molecular function: ATP binding; protein serine/threonine kinase activity. Gene Ontology annotation, cellular component: EKC/KEOPS complex; cytosol; nucleus.
AUGGCGAAGUUGGCGAAAAUCGGCGUAUCUGCUCCAACGCUCAUUCUGCUAGAUGCUCCUAAUGGAGUGAUCUGGAUGGAGCAUGUAGGAAAGGAUCUCCCGAAUGGGACGGUGUCGCUGAUCAAAAAUUACUUGUGGUACUUGGAAAAGGAUGUGGGAAGAGAGGCAUGUUUAUCUGGCGAAGUGGAGCAGGUCUUGAAACGAACAGGGUCUGUCAUUGCCAAAUUGCAUUUGAACGAUAUGAUCCACGGCGACUUGACCACGCUGAACUUGGUUUUGCAAGAUGAUGAUGUCUACCUUAUUGACUUUGGGCUUUCGUCGUACUCAAAUCUUCCAGAGGACAAAGCCGUUGACUUGUACGUGAUGGAAAGGGCCGUGUUGAGCACCCACUCAGACUUUGCCGAACAGUAUAACCAGUGGCUCUUAAAAGGGUAUGAGGAGCUUCACGAGAGUAUGGCUAGCACGGGAGGAAGAAAAAAGUACAAAGAAACGAUCAAUAAGCUAGAAGAUGUCAGGUUGCGUGGACGCAAGAGAUCCAUGUUGGGCUGA